Scaptodrosophila lebanonensis is the source of this 13383-nucleotide messenger RNA. It is a transcript of the gene puf, whose product is annotated as ubiquitin carboxyl-terminal hydrolase puf. Gene Ontology annotation, cellular component: nucleus; cytosol. Gene Ontology annotation, biological process: protein deubiquitination. Bases 464 to 12184 code for a protein of 3906 amino acids. NCBI's taxonomy places the organism in Eukaryota, Metazoa, Arthropoda, Insecta, Diptera, Drosophilidae. The transcript has 20 exons. Gene Ontology annotation, molecular function: cysteine-type endopeptidase activity; cysteine-type deubiquitinase activity. The record is from RefSeq and is a predicted model, not a curated record.
UUUGCAUUCGUUAACAAUAAUUAAUUGCACAAAGUCAUAAAAGAGUCAAAGCACACACACUCGAAAUUGAACGCAACCCUAACGGGCAACCCUAGCGUGAACUGACAAAAAGGAAGAAGAAGCGCAGCAGCAGCAGUAUAAGAAAGUAGAAAAAUUUUUUGCAAAAACUUAUUUACUAGAAUUUAGAAGUGCUGUGAACAAAUGCUGGAUAGGUCCGUUUUGUAAAUGUAGUGCAGAAGCGUUAGUGCAUAAAACGCGUGUAAUAAAUGGAAUUGCACGAGUGCUGUGAUCGAGUGAACAGACCAAAUAAAAGCGCACCAGCAAAACGACGACGAACGACAGCGGUGACAGCGACAGCAGUGGCAGCGGUAAGGCGGCUACGGCUACACGGACUUGAGGCGGCAGACGCUUAAGAAUACCAACACUGGUGGUCGGGGGCGGUAGCGGCCCACAAACUAGAACAAUGUGCGACGUUUGCGCCGAUUUCCAAACUCUGUUAGAGCUGUAUGAAGCACGCGUGGCGAGCUCUGAGAUCAAGUUUCAGCUACUUCUAAAGAGCGAAAUCGAAACUACAUUUAACUAUAUACAGUCGUGGCCACAGCGGCAAUGCAUGUGCUUGUAUCGGGACACGAAAAACUAUGAUCGCUUCAAUCUAGUGGUGCAGUCGCUAAUUUGUCUGACAGUGCAGCAUUUAAAGCACAUCGAUCAUCUGAUUGAAAGUUAUAAGCGGCUGACAGCCAGUGCGGCACAGGUAGUUGCUCAAGCCCAGCAGCAGCGUCAGCAGUCAGAUGAGAAGGAUUCGCCAGCGGAUAAUGAGAUAGACAGUGAGCAGACAGACCGCAAGGAAUCUAAUGAAUCAUCACCUUCUGUAGGUGCCGAUGGUGGCGGCGAUGAAAAGAACUCAGCGCCAGAAGCCAGUGAAGAUGACAAACAUGGUGCUGGUGAUGGUCCGGUUUCAAAGCUGCCAGCUGCUGGUCCAAGCACACCUACUAAGGCGCACACACAAUACACCGAGGAACCGUGGAUAUUGCCAGAAGUUGAAAAGCUGCUUGUGCUAGUCUCCAAAGUAUUUCUGCUCAAUUUUCCGCUCUAUAUUGCUCAUAAGCAUGGCAUGCACUCGCGUUUGGAUGAUCUGCAGGCGGAGGAGGCCCACCAUUUGGCCCUCAUAUGUGAUUUACACGACAACGAUCUUCCAAUUUACCUGCUGCGCAAUGUGAGCCUGUUCUGCAACUCGGGCGGCUUUGGCGCCAUGUCAUUGUGCUUUGAGCAUCCCGAUUUGCCUGUGUCUACGGCGCACUCGAUGACCGCCACAGUAUCGAACGUGAAGCUCUGGCUUAAUUACCAUUGUAACACGCAACUGUUUGUGCCACUGCGAAGUCGCAUCUUACAGUAUAUGUGCAAGCUAUCAGAUCAGAAUUUGCGUUCUGCGGCCACACGCGCUAUGGCCGAUUUUGUGUGGUCCUCUAUGCGCGAUCCGCUCGAUGUGGCCGUUAAUUUUGACACCGAAGGUCUGGCUCUGGCCUUUAAGUACUUUACUUCGACCACGCUGACGAUGCGACUAGCAGGCAUGGCCCAAAUCAACGCACACAUCAAUCUUUUUAAUGAAAUCUGCACCACAGAGACGGUCACUGAGGUUGAGCUGUUUGGCCAGCGUAUUGCCAAUUGGUUAACUGAGAAUCAUAUUGUGCAGCAUUUGUUCGGACCAAACUUACAUGUUGAGAUUGUGAAACAAGCACAUGUAUUGCUUAACUUUUUAGCUGUCGAAAAUCAAAUCUCUGAAGAGGACAUCAAACUCAUCUGGCAGGCCACACAGUUAAAGCAUUGCUCCAAAACAAUUUUUGAUAUUUUGCCUGCACUUGUCAAGAAUUUAGCACCGCGCCCAGCUAUGCAUUUGUAUUCGCUGCUUUGUCGCAUGGAUCCCAAGGAACACACUGAACAGAGUAUCUACAUCGCAUCCGCGCUGACUAAGCUUAUUUGGACGCGAGACUGCUCGCGUAGCCAAAUGAAUAUAAUGCAACAUGAACACAUGCUAGGCUCAAAUGUAACAGCCUCCAGUUCGGACAGUGGAAGCAUUGAGGGCAGCAACACGGAGGAUGAGCAUGUGGGUGCUGAUGACAGUAGUAUAGCGAGCGGUGGAGGUGGCAAUGGUGGCUCUGGCGUGGGCGGCCACAAAAGCCCCAAUGAUGGAGUGCCGCCCUGCAAACAAGCCAGGCACAGGCGGCAUAUUUGUGACCCAACCACUGAGAAGGCAAAACAACUCAGCGAGGAAGAUAUGGCUAAAGUAGAUAUGAAAAUACAAAACCAUCGAAUUGUGAACAUAAUCGACAAUACCAGCAGCGAGGAGGAAUUGCAGUCGCGCGCAGCCCUCGAACUGCAGCUUCAUCGCAAGAAAACCAUCAAACGAAGGCGGCAGAAGAAUAAGCAACUGAUGCUACCACACGAGUUGGUCGAAAUCUGGGAUGGUGGCGAGGAUGUGCCAAGCAGUGAGGAUGGAGAUGGCGAGAUUCUCGCCGACAGCGAUGAAUGUAGCGAUAGUGCCGGUCAGGUGGUUCCCGCCGCCGUUUUAAAGCAUUUGCACGGAGAGGGUCCAUAUAUACGCGCCAUUGCUGAAACUAAUAUAAGCGAGUUGCUUAGCGGUGCCGAGAACGAUGGAAGCUACAGCUACAGCUCACCCAUGAGCAACAAAUCGGAAAAGAAUCUAGCCGACUUCGAUGAUGAGGAUGUGUCCCCGUGCGAGGAAGAGCUGGCACAGCUGGUCAGUUCACAUGCGGGUCGAGUUCAUAUGCCUCCUGCAUUUGCAGCAGCUGCUGCUGCCAUGGUGGCGGCUCAAUCCGCCAUGGCCAUGCAAAAGUCUGGCGACACAAACGUAGCGGCUGCUGCCGCAGCCGUCUGUGCAGCCGCUGUCGCCACAGGUAAUGCCCAGCAAUCUCUAGUGGCAAUGCGACAACAGGCCGUUGCUGCAGCUGCUGCUGCGAAAUCGUCAGCAUCGGCAAACUCAUCGUCGCAACGUCCCUCGGACUCGGAUGUCGAUUUGCUUGAUGUCAGCAAGGAACAUUCGCCCAAGGAGUCCACAUCUGCUUCCAGUACACCUGUGCAGCCCUCCUUUAAACUUAAUGAUGUUUGCCAGCCAGGUAACACAUUGCUUUGGGAUCUCCUGCAAGAUGAAAAAAUUUGUCAACUCGGCGAGUCUCUAGCACUGGAGGCUGAGAAAGCGCUAGCCACAUUGCUGUGUUUCAGCAUGGAUCGUCAGCUACGGACCAAGUUCAUCGAAGGGUGUCUGCAGAACGUUGCCAAUAAUCGGAGCGUAAUUGUCAGCUUACGGUUGCUGCCUAAGCUGUUCGCCAGCUUUCAGCAAUUUCGGCCAUCGGACACACACGCAAUGACACUGUGGGCAGAACGGAAUCAUCGCAUGAUGCAUUGCUUUUUCAGCAAUAUUCGGCACUAUGCACGUCGCCAUGCUGAGAUGCUGGUUAAUCAAAAUGGAGAUCAACAGCAGCAGCAGCUAGGCUUGCAACUAUACUCGCAUAAGACGCAGGUGUCGGUCCGUCUACAAUUUCUGUCUUCUAUCUUCUCUACGGUUGGUUCUCCAAAAACUUUUCGCCUGACUGUGGAGCAGCUGGAUGCCCUGUGGGAGUGGCUGGCGCAUGAUCCGGAGUGUGCAGAUUGUUAUUUUUCGUGGUUACAAGCGCAGGCAAAGGGCGGCGACCAACAUGCUCUCGGCAUGGAUGCACUGCAGCAUUUGUAUCUCAAGAAGUUGCCGGAGCUACGACCUGAAGAGUUCUCUAUGGUGGCGCUGGGCCUAUUUCAGCAGCUGUGCAGCUUUGCACGCAUUGCCAUGGCUGAGUACGAGAAGCACAGCGAACCUAUAUCGACCAGCUCCAAUGCUGUGGGAAUGUAUCAUCUGUGGAAGAUAGCCCUGCGGGCCCAGAGCAACGAAGUCUCUCUGGCGGCCAUACAAUAUAUCAACAUGUACUAUAUGGGACAGCAGUUGCGUCUUGAAAAGGAGUUCGUGUCACAAUGCAUGGAUAAUUUAGUGCAGGCGGCCACAGCAUUAGAGAGCAUUGAAGACGAGAAUGCAUUAAUGCGCGUACAACGGGGACUUUUGCUCUUAAACACGCAUUUGGAUACAUUCCGCCGCCGUUAUGCAUUUCACUUACGACGCUGGGCUAUCGAGGGCAAAGGAAUAGGAUCGCACAGCAAUCUAAAAAACGAAGGAGCGGGGCCGCCCGUACGCAUCGUGCUGCAGCAGGCUGGUUUAUCAGAGAAAAGUUUAUUGCACAUGCACGCAUGCGAUCUGAUCGCCGAUCUCAAAGCCGAGGUGUCCAAAUGGUGGGAGAGUCUGCAAUGUAAUGCGAACUCAGGUAUUGCGGCGCCAGUUUUGGGUCUGCUGCUAAGUGAUGGCCCAUUACGCAUCAUAACUCAAGGUCAAGAACUUACCUCUGACUAUGAUGAGCGCAGCCUAGGGGAUGCAGGCUUCAAGGACAAUCAGAUUGUGUAUGUGUCGCUGGGUGGGCGAAGCGCGCGCCGCAAAGAGACAAAUCUGGAGCACCCAUCAAUGCAGCCCCCUCCGCCUAAAGAAUGUUUGCCAACGGUUCUGCUGCUACAGCCGAAGUACUUCGAAAAGCUAUUUUGUCUUAUGCAGACUCUUGGCGAUAUGAAGCCGCUAUCCAACAACAUGCAACAUCACACGAAAGCUCAGUUGCUCUCCCGUCGCGUGUGGGAUAUUCUGGCGAUGCUGCCUACAAAUCCGCUCAUAUUGGAUGCAUUUAAGAGUCUUGUUACCGAUUUGAGCGAUAUUGAACAGCUAGGAAGUGAGGAGGAACAAGCCAAUAAACGCAAGGAGAUCAAGCAAAAGCUUAGCGACUUGCUCGAUCCAAGCAAUCUGCAAAAAUUUAUGUACUCGCUGCACAUUGUCGAGAGUCUAGCAGUGAACAGUGUGCAACAGAGCAGACAUGCCGCAGGCUCCUGUUGCGGGUCAGGCGCAAAUGGCAGUCUGGUAAUUACGGAGCAACACUCCCCGCGGGUACACAAGACGAGCAGUAGCAGUUCGUCCAAAAAAGGAGGUGGAAACAGUCGUCGUCGUAAUAGCAAUGAGCAACUGCUGCUGGCCAACCAGACCAGCAAGGAGACUCCGCGGAGUAGCAGCGCUGGCGGUGACUCCAGCAAGGAGCAUAGCGAUGCCUCACCCACCAAGGAGCCAUCGCUAACGCCCACGCCAGCCCUCGAUUCAAGUGAUCCCAGCGAGGUUGGUAGUGGUGACAAAGAAAACCAGCCGUCGUCACAAAAACCGCCACACAGCAAGCGGCACAAGAAAAGUGACAGCGUAGAAAAGGAACGAGGACUGGCCAGCACACCUCCACCGCCGCCACCACCACCAUCAUCAUCCUUGGCACCUCCGCCGUCUGCCACGCCCCCCGUGCUGCGCAGCGCGCUCAAUGAAAGCAAGUGGAGUGAAGCGUUCAUCAAGUGCGGCGGAUUACGGCAUUUAUACGAUAUCUUCAGCAGCGGUCAGAUGCAGCAGAGCGCCCACCCCAAGGAGGUACUUAACGAAUGGCGUCAUGAUUGCUUGGCGAGCUUGUUGCGCAUACUUUGGCUACUCGGCUUCGAGGAGCUUCAAACGGAUGACAUACAUAUGCUGAUGGCGCGGCCUCAUGCCUUCAUGUUGGAACUAAUGGAUGUGGGUGUCUGUCUCCGUCGCCUCUCAACAAUAUUGAAUGAUGAGGUUUAUCAGCAUUUUGCUGCCACCUCCGUGGUGUUUCCUUACCAAUUCCAUCACUUACGGACUGGCUUCUGGGGACGAGCACAGGUAGUGCAGUUCACCAUGAAUAUAAUGGUGAGCUUUGUGCAUGCCUCAGCGGAGGCCCGACGUCUGCUCUGGUCACAGCCAGAAAACUGCUGCUGGGUGCAAAAGUUCAUCCUCGAAGAUCCAGAACCGGCUGUUCGACGUGAGAUCUGUGCAGGUCUCUAUCGCAUCUGUCUUGGGAACUCAACAAGCUACCAGGUUCUGCUGGCUCCGCUGCUCCACAAGCUCAUAUCAUUUCUGCCCGUGGCCGAAAAGAUGACCUCGACGGCACAGCACACGCAGUUCCUGUUGUCGGACGAGGGCAAGGAACCCUAUGGGCCCGCCUGUCGCGAUUAUUUCUGGCUUCUGGCACGGCUCGUGGACACAUUAACUCCAGAAAUGGUCGCCGAAGAGGACAUUGACAUUGAGCUUUUGUGCGAGUCAGUCUCACAAAGUAUCUUAACGCGUGACUAUCAUGAGCUGCGUCAUGGCUAUCAGGACGAUGGUUUAGUGGGCCUGCUUAAUCUCAUGUCUAACCUGAUCAAAUAUGAUACCAGUUUCAAAUACACCAACAAGGCGGUGCGCUUCAUUGAGCAAAUCAUCGAAUUCCUUUUCGAAAUGCCUUCGCCUGCAAAUCGUCAGAAGCCAAAGUGCAAGUCUGCGACGUCGCGUGCUGCAGCAUAUGAUCUUCUUGUGGAACUCUCUCGCGGCUGUGCCACCAACUAUAGAUACCUCCAUGGCAAGCUGUUGGCGCAACACAAAUCGGGGCCCAAACCACCGUAUCCCUGGGACUAUUGGCCCCGUGACGAGGGUCGGUCCGAGUGCGGCUACGUUGGGCUGACGAAUUUAGGUGCUACUUGUUACAUGGCCUCGUGUAUCCAGCAUUUGUAUAUGAUGCCACAAGCUCGUGCCGCAAUUCUCCGCGUGCCACCUACGGGUGCACUGAAACAUGCGCCGACGCUGCUGGAGCUUCAACGCAUGUUCGCCUAUUUGCUCGAGUCUGAGCGCAAGGCCUAUAAUCCACGCUCCUUUUGCCGUGUCUAUCAGAUGGAUCAUCAACCAUUGAACACAGGCGAGCAGAAGGACAUGGCCGAGUUUUUCAUUGAUCUCGUGUCGAAGCUAGAAGAGAUGACUCCCGACUUAAAGCAUUUGGUUAAGCGACUGUUCUGUGGCAUCCUCAGUAAUAACGUCGUUUCGCUGGACUGUGGACACGUCUCGCGAACUGCUGAGGAGUUUUACACAGUGCGGUGCCAGGUGGCAGACAUGCGCAAUCUACAAGAGUCCCUAGAUGAGGUUACUGUGAAGGACACUCUCGAGGGCGACAACAUGUACACAUGUUCCCAGUGCGGAAAAAAAGUGCGCGCUGAGAAACGCGCUUGUUUUAAAAAGCUGCCGCAGAUUCUGUGCUUUAACACAAUGCGAUAUACUUUUAACAUGGUCACAAUGUUAAAGGAGAAAGUUAACACCCAUUUCUCCUUUCCACUGCGGCUAAACAUGUGUCAUUAUGUAGAAAAGACACUAAUGCCACAUCAGUACAAGGAGGAUCGCGAGAAGCGCGAACUCGAGCGCAAGGAGAACGAGCAGUCUGGCGAUGGCGGCGACGAGAACGAAAAGGCUGAAGCAACUUUAGAUGAGGACAUUGAGGAGUGUUUCGAGUACGAGCUGGUAGGUGUUACUGUCCAUACCGGCACUGCAGACGGGGGACACUACUAUAGUUUCAUAAAGGAACGUACGAAGUCCGGCUACCAUCCGCAUGAGCGCUGGUUUUUGUUCAACGAUGCUGAAGUGAAGCCCUUUGAUCCCUCGCAGAUUGCAGCCGAGUGUUUUGGGGGUGAAAUGACGAGCAAGACAUACGACUCGGUUACAGAAAAGUAUCUAGACUUUAGCUUUGAGAAGACCAACUCGGCAUACAUGCUUUUCUACGAGCGUCGCUUGCCGGAACAUUUGCAGCGUCGACAUUCAGAAUUGUUGGUUACCCCCACACCAAGUCCCACCAAUGAGGACAAGCUGGAGGCAGAUGAAACGACAAAGGUAGAGGUGAGCACAAGCUCAAACAAAAUGGUCGACAAUGAGUCGGCGCUACCAGUGAAGGAGGAGGAAGCAACAGCCAAUUGUGAUAAUUCUAAGCCCAAAGCCAACAGCGGGAGCGGAGGCAACGACCAGCAUGCGUCGACCUCCAAGUGCGCCAUUGCAGAGGCUAAAUCUGCCUAUAAACUACAACUUUUACGUCCAUUAUUAAACAAGGAGCUGGAGGAUUGGAUAUGGCAGGACAAUCGACAGUUUCUUCAAGACCGCAAUAUAUUUGAGCACACAUAUUUCAACUUCAUGUGGCAAAUAUGCGGGCACAUACCGCAAACGCUAAUCUCGGAAACGGAUGUUACCUGCAUGGCUGCCAAGUUGUCCAUGUCGUUCUUCAUUGAGACUUUUAUACAUGCCAAGGAAAAGCCCACAAUGGUUCCCUGGGUGGAGCUUUUGACAAAACAAUUUAAUGCCAGUCAGGAAGCGUGCGAAUGGUUUCUUUCGCAUAUGUCUAUAGAACCAUUCUGGCCGGUGCAGGUACUUAUACAGUGUCCGAAUCAAAUGGUGCGUCAAAUGUUCCAGAGGCUGGUCAUACACGUCAUACAAAGACUACGUGGCUCGCAUGCGGAUUUGUACUUGGUCGUGGAAACCGAUGAUGAUGACAAGGAGCUCAUCGGGCAGGCCUCCUGCGUCACACGUUUUAUUACGUCGCUCAUCUCGCUGCUUGAACAUGGUGCCCGGUCGCAUUUGCGCCAUUUGUCAGAAUAUUUCAGUCUAUUGCUUGAGUUUUCGCGCAUGGGCGAUGAGGAAGCUAUGUUCCUUCUUCGUGUUGGAAUACUGAAAAGCCUUGUCGAUUUUUAUUUAGGACACAAACAAACGGACAGUAUCGAAAUCAGCAGCGACAACGAAGAUAACAGUUCUGAAGAGGCCCUAUCGGUGGAGAAAAUGCGACCAGCCUCUCUAGAUAAAAUGAUUGCAUUAUGUGCCAGUCUGGUGGAGCGUUCUCGCGGACCCGACUUUCGGCUGCGCCUUUCACCAAAAGAUUUCAGUGCCAUCGCCGGCGGCAAGGGCUUUCCAUUUUUGUAUCAACAAAUAAAGGAUGGUAUCAACCUGCACCAAACCAAGCAUUUAAUCCAUGCCCUCUGUCGUUGGGAUGAGCGCUUGGCCACGCAAAUCAUUGGUAUGCUCUUCGCCUCAGUCACCAAGCACACGGAGCUGUGCGCACCUUUCUUCAAACUGCUUACACUACUCACAGAGACACAGGGUGGGCCCGUUGGCCUCCCCUGCUUCACGCAGUUGGUUCUGCCACGCAUGUGGGAUGCGGCCGAGUAUUGUCCGCAAUCGGUCCUAGACUGGCUCUCACUGCAGGCAACUAAGAACAAAAUAGCGCACUCGUGGAUCCUACAGUCAGCUGAAAGCUGGGUAGAGCAGUUUUUGUUAGCCCAUGACAACACGCGCGUGCGCAACGCUGCCGCCUGUCUGCUUGUCGCUCUUGUGCCCUCGCAGCCAUUCCGCGCCAACUUUCGGGCGCACUCACAGCAUAAACUGCUGGCCCUCAAUCCGCACAGUUAUCGUGACAUCAACAACGAUGCCCAGGUGGUGCUUCAUCAGAUUAUCACGUUGCUGUUGCGCCUGCUAAGGCCAGCGCGAGUCUAUGCCGAUAUUGGUGCACACGGCACCACCAAGCUAACCGCCUACUUUAAUCUGCUGAGCUACUGUAUGGUUUCAAAGACUGAAAAACUAAUGAUAGGUUCAUUUAUGCGGUCAUUGUGGGAAUUAUUUCAUCCGCGCCUAUCCGAACCCAGCGUGCCCGCACACCACAAUAAACACGCCCUGCUCACCUUCUGGCACCAUUCGCUCGUCGACUGCCCCGAGAACGCAACACUGGUUGCCAACUGUCCGGAGAUCACACGCAAUAUUGCAUUUAAUUAUAUACUAGCCGACCAUGAUGAUUCCGAAAUAGUCACAUAUAAUCGUUCCAUGCUGCCCGCCUACUAUGGCUUGUUGCGUCUUUGCUGUGAGCAGAGCCGCGCACUCACUCGUCAACUGGCUCAACAUCAAAAUCUUCAGUGGGCCUUCAAAAAUAUUACACCACAUCCCACACAAUACGCAGCGGCCGUGGACGAGCUGUUCAAACUAAUGACACUCUUCUCCACGCGUCAUGCCGACGCCAGCGAUCAGGAGAAACUCGAUGUGAUUUCAUUCCGACGUUCGACCAUUGUUUCCUAUAUGGGUAGUCUAGAUGCGCGUGUCUCCUGGUCCACACUUAUCAGUGCUCUUAAAAUACUUGUGGAUAACGACGAAGAUCGCAUGCUGGUCAUCUUUAAUGGCGGCAUUGAAAUGUGCUUUGAUGCUCUACAUACGCUACAUUCCAUGCAUCACGAGGCCACCGCCUGCCAUGUGGCGGGCGAUCUCCUGGAGCUGCUCGGCGAGCUGGUAUUGUUGCUAGCUACGCUACGCACGCGCACCGACAGUCCGGCACAGAAGAAACAACAGCAGCAACAACUGGAGCAACAGCUGCAGCUACAGCAGCAACAGUUGCUGCAGAAGCAACAACAAACACAGUCGACGCAGGCGCAGACGCAACAGCAGAAGGAGAAACAGCUACACCAGCAAAUGCAACAGCACCUCCAACUACAGCAGCAGAUGCAGCACCACUUCCUGCGCCAGCAACAUCAGCACUCCUCGCUAGCUAAGGGACUCCCCGACGCCAUCAAGCGCUUGGCCACUCUUCUGAACACCUUCAACUCGCCCGAAAUCAGCCGCAUGGCCCUGGAGGUGCUCAAAGAGCUAGUGCGCAACACAAGCCUGGAAGCCACCAGCAUUUUGGCGCCAAUACUGAUUAACUUCCACCUUUCGGUGGCCAAUGCCCCGAAUGCGAUUGGACCACUGGGACCGUAUUUCCCUCGGCGAGGCACAAAGUCGCCCUGGCCUUUGGGUGCAAAGAAUUCUCCACGUCCGCCACGACCCAUGGUGCAGAUGUGUAUCGCGCCCGCUGAAUUAACACCACGUGGCGUGGAUUCUGAAUACGAUGCGCAGGUCGAUGCAUUCUAUAGACCCUAUCAUGAUUUUAUAGAUGUGAUGUUGCGAAUGUGUGUUAACACGGGCGCACUUAACGACACUCUCGUAAAGCUACACUGCCUGGUGGCCAUUGAAUCGGCACCCUUGCAUUUUAACUACUUUCCGAAGUUCUGGGUUGGCAUACACAACAAUGCGCUAACACACAAGUAUGCCGAUCUUCUCGUGAAGAAUCAGCUGCUGGUGGAGUAUCUGCACAUUGUGCUCCGGGACGAGCGGACCAUGCUGAAGGAUGCAUUUGUGCGCGAGUUCCUGGAGACCUACUAUCCGAAGGUGGCCACUCAGCUACCGGUGGCGCGCAUGAUUUACACUAUCAACUAUGGUAUGCACUCUAAGGACGACAUUGAUGAGUUAUGUGGCGAUCUGUUUGCCAUACGUAUCAUCGCCAAUGCGACGGGAGUGCCGGCAUCGGUGCGAAAGGAGUUACGUGGAUCCCUGCGUGCGUUGCUCAACAAGAGCGAGCGAUUCAAGAAGGAAGCCGAGCGAGACCAAACGCCUAACAAGAAGCAGAAGCGGGACUCCUACAACAAGGAAAAAGAUAAAGAACAAUCACAAUCGGAAACUGAGCUUGCAGAGUGCAAAUCCAUGACAUCAAACAAAAGCAACAGUGAGGCGAAAAGCGCAACUGUUGACGCCGUCGCUGAAGUAGCCAUGGAAUCGCAAGGCAUUAGUGCGAUGACUGACGUUGAACCGAAGUCCGGUACAGAACCCGUAGCACAAAGUGAGGAUGAGCAUAUGGAGAGUACAUCAGAGAAAUUGGAGAAAUCAGCCCCAUCGUCAGACGACGAGACAGAACUCGAGGAUGAGCUCGAACCGACACCAAAGCGCGGGAAAACGUCAAAGAAAUCGGCGCAGAAAAAAACUGCACAAGAUCGCCUUAAUGAGGAUCGCAAGAAGCGUCUGAGCACACUAAUCACUAUGGACUCCUAUAUACAUAGCAUUUUGGCCAUUAUGAAGCGCGACUCAAAUGCGAUUUCUAAUGCACACGCGGCUGGAGCGCACAACGAAGAUCAGGGGGCGUCCACAUCGGCAGCAGCAGCUUCCAAAGGAAAACUCAAGCCCCUCACUCCGCCAGAGCCCAAAGCAGAGCCGAGCGUGGAUCAAAUGGAAAUGGACACAGCAUGUCCUGAGCCGCCGGUCCUAACCAACAAAGCCAAUGGAAGCAACAGUAGUGGCGGCAGCGGCCAGCUAUUGGAACAUUCUAAGGAGCCAUCGAUUAAAGAAUCCAGUGCAGAGUCCGCCGGACUCAGUGCUUCAGUGGCCACAGCCUCCCCUUCGCAGGCGACAAGUCCAACGCAAAUUUAGUUGUCGUUUAAUGAUUUGCUGAAUAUUUUGUUUUUUGGCAAGACAUUAGACUGAUGCACUGCUCGCGACGAGUGCGAGGAACGCGGCUUGGCUAAUAAGUUCUUAAGUUAGUUUGCAUGAUUUAAUAUUUUCAUUUUGAAAACUCUUAAUUAAUAGGAAUUUCUGGCCAAAGGUCAAGCUAAAACGCAAAACAAUACAUGUGAACAACCCAAGGUUGGUGCUGAGGAAAGUGCUUAAAAGGAGAAGGAACAUGAAAAUGGGGAGAAUUGGAGAAGGAGGAUUGGAAACGGCACAGAAAUUUGAAGAAACGUUAUAGAUUUAAAUUAGGCUUACAACAUAUUCAAAUAUGUAUGCCAGCAUACACAAUUGAAGCAAAUCAUUCAUAAAUCCACACCAACUACAAACAGCCGCAUACACAAGCCCAUGCUCAUACCCGUACAUAUAUGUAUACAUACACCGAAAUCCAGAAAUCAGUAACUACAAGUAGUUUAUAAGCAUAGUCCACCCGCAGUCACUCGCACGCAUCAAAACAAACACUUGGCAUCCCCUAUUAAAGAUAGCUAAGCAAAACGUUUAAACAAAUUCACACUAGUACUUUGUUAUUAUACAAUAAUCAAUGCCAAAUAAAAUUAUUCGAGUGGGCAAUGAAACGAUAAAUAAAAAGGAAUACAAACUUUGACAAAAAGUAAUAAACAAAGGCUUAUGAGACGCUAAUAUCUAUACAUUGUAGAAACCUUUAGGUACUGUCGAAACGCUGCUAAGCUUAACACGUAUUUAAUUUUUUAGCCCCCACCCAUAACACUAUUUGCUUCCUUUUACUCUAAUGCACGACUUUACAUAUGUAUGUUAAUUACAAAGGAACAGAUAUUACACAAAAAAUCAAAUUUUAAUCGAUUACGAGAACUUUGAGUGUAAAGUGCUAACAGUUGAUAGAUGUUUGAUUAAAUAAUUUUCGUAUACAAUGUAAUGUAGCAUGUAAGAUUAGAAUAUUGUCCAAGUGAAACAAGGACAAUGGAAAGGAAUAAAAAUAAUAAUACACAAAAUAAUCACACACACACACACACAAAUGAUCGUAAUCUAUUAGUUGUAAGCAGCAAGGCGAACGAAAACUACAAUUUAUGUUAGUAUGUGUGUUAAAUAUCAAACCCGUACACACACAGUUUGAGUAUAUAAUAAAUGAUGCAGCAUAUAAGAGUAAA